AUGGAUAGCAAUAAUUGGAGGGCUUCUCAAGGGCAGGUCCAAAUUCCGGGUCAGGUUAUCGGCGGAGAAUCGGCGCCGAAUGCGGGUAUGGAAGGAGGCGAUUGGAGGACUCAGCUACAACCGGAUUCCAGACAGAGGAUAGUAAACAAGAUAAUGGAGACUUUGAAGCGGCAUCUUCCUUUCUCUGGACAAGAGGGACUACAGGAACUUAAGAAAAUAGCUGUCAGGUUUGAGGAGAAAAAUUAUACUGCAGCAACAAGUCAGCAAGACUAUUUAAGAAAAAUAUCCUUGAAGAUGUUGACUAUGGAGACAAAAUCCCAAAAUCCUAUGGCGAAUUCUCUUCAGUCUAAUACUGCAAGUAAUAGUAAAGCCCCCCAAGAUCCAGGUUCUCAAAGCAUGCACUCUCAAAUGCAGAACCAGGUCCAGCAACUCCCGAUUCCAUUGGUUUCCAAUCAUUCUCAAGCUCGGCAGCAGCAUCUAUCCCAGAAUAUGCAGAACAAUAUUUCGGCAAUUGGAGUGCCGAAUUCUUCUGGUCUUACCUCCACAAUGCCCUCAGUUGGUGGCAUGACCACACAGAAUCCUAACAUGCAAAACAUACAGAAUAUGCCUAAUAUAUCCGGUAAUGCCAUGGGCAGUUCCAUGGGGCAAGAAGUGUCGUCCAAUAUGUACGCCAAUUCUCAGAGACAACAAAUUCAAGGACAGCAACAACAGGUUAUGACUGAAGAGCCACAACAACAGACUCAGAACUCUCAGCAGUAUCUUUAUAACCAGCAGAAACUCCUCAAGCCGAAUUUUGAGCCAGGAAGUAUUCAGCAGCAACCCAUGAUGCAAUCUCAGAUGCAGCAACCACAACAGCAGCAUAACCUGUUGCAGCAGAAUCAACUUCAACCCCCUCAGCAGGCUGUCAUGCAACCUUCUUUAAGGCAAAUAUCGGCUUCACCCAUCCUUCAAAAUCAGCAGACACUUCUUCAGCAGUUGACUCAAUCUAUGCUUCAGCCGCAAUCACAGUCCGUCCUCAGGCAACAACAACAACCGCAGCAGCCUUCUAUCAUGCAUGAACAGCAAAAUUCGAUGCCUCAACAUCCCAUAAUGCCCACACAGGAGCAACAACAGCAGCAGCUUAGCGGGCAGCAGCCUAACAAUGCAAACAUACAACCGAAUCAGCUGAUUGGCCAAAAUAAUAGUAUUCUUGACGCACAGCAGCAGCAGCAGCAGCAGCAGAGGAUGAUCUCUCAGCAGAACAAUAUGUCACACUUGCAACAGCAACAGGCAGUUGGUCAACAGAACCACCUUCAGGGCAUGCAUCAACAGCAGUCAACUGGGCAGCAGAACAACUUCCCGAAUAUGCACCAGCAGCAAUUAGGCACUCAAAGCCUCAACGGUUUUCAGCAGCAGCAAAUGGUUGGAAUGCAGCAUGGUACGUCUAGCUUGCAAAGUAAUCAGCAGCAUGUCCAUAUGUUGCAGCAACCUAAGGUUGGGGUACAACAGCCAAUGCAGUCGAACUUGUUGCCUAACCAAGCUCAACAGCCGCAGUCAUCGAUGCAGCUGAUGUCUCAGAUCCAAUCACAGCCAGGGCAACUGCAGCAGCAAUUGGGUCUACAACAGCAGGCUAGCACACUACAAAGGGACAUGCAACAGCGGAUUCAAACAGCUGGGCCGUUGCAUCAACAACAAACCACAAUUGAUCAACAAAAGUCGUUGAUGCAAUCUCAAAGGGUCAUCCCUGAGGUGCCGCUAAUAUUUCGGGGUGGACCAAGAGAUUGCCAUAUGCUAACAAUACCCCAUCAGCGUCAACAAAUGCUUAGGCAGCAGUUACUUCAGCAGCAACAGCAACAAUCUAGACUGCAGCAGUCAGUUCAGUUGCCUGGUCAGCAAAUGAUGCAGCUUAAUCCAAUUAAUGAUGCAAAUGAUAUGAAGAUGAGGCACCAGAUUGGGGCAAAAUCAGGAGUUCUCCAGCAGCAUAGUUCCUCUGGCCAACGGCAAUCAUACAUUCACCAACAAAUGAAACCUGGAGCCCCAUUCUCUAUAUCCUCACAGCAGGGUCUACAGGCGACAUCCCCGCAGAUCAGUCACCAACCAUCUCCUCAAAUUGAUCCGACAUCGCACUCCAAAGGUGGAACUCCUUUGCAUUCUGCAAACUCACCAUUUAUUGUCCCAUCUCCUUCAACUUCCAUGGUUCCAUCCCCUAUGCCGGGGGAUUCUGAGAAACCAUGUCCGUCGGUCGUCAACUCAUGCCUUCUCCGGCAGCCGGAGUUUCUGUGA
Molecule: messenger RNA, 2262 nt
Organism: Striga hermonthica
Lineage: Eukaryota; Viridiplantae; Streptophyta; Magnoliopsida; Lamiales; Orobanchaceae
Source: the annotation of a GenBank genome assembly